AUGUACUUCUUAUCGAAUAGCGCUACGAUGCCAUACAGGUGACUGUUGUUACUUAUUCUUGAUGUGCUUACUGCAAGCUCGUGUCAUGGGAGAGGGGGAGAGGACUACCCCACAAUUUCCCAUAGUACAUGCAGGACAAAAAAUGGUAGCUAUUGCUACAGCACUUGAAUAAGUGUUCACCUAUAAACUUGCGAUUGUAAUUAAUUAAUUGUUAGUUUCGCCGAAAUUGAUCACGUACAGCCAUUACAUAAGAAGUUAUUUAAACACAAAACGUUGAUAUCUAAGUUGCUAUAUUGGGUAAUUAUAAACCUUAAAGCAUGACAAGGCGAAGUUUAAGAAAGGCACAAGAGUGGGGAAUAUUCCUAAAGUUUGUGUCAAAGAUGACCACCACAUCUAGGAUAUAUUCCUUCGAACCUAGUUUGUAUUUGAAAUCUACGGCAAACUCAAAUUAGGAAACAUGUAAAAGCCGUAAGCGGCUAUCAUUGAAUUCAAUUCAUUCAUUAUUCUUUCAAGUGUAUUAAUAUUUUUUUUUUUGAGCAUUGAUGAAUGUACCUGAAACCUACUGCAUUAGCUGAUGUAACAACAAGAGUUGGCUGGAAAAUCAAAGAAAAAAAAUAAUAAUCAGCCAAGUGGUCACUGAUGUAUCUUGAAUAUUCAAGAUUUAUAUCAGCUAAGUUCAGCCAGAACCUGCAACAAUAUGCAGCCGUUUAUUUUUCUUAUCAAGGCGAUACUGUUAAUGAUUUGAUAGCAAAACUUCCAAACAUUCUGAUAGCCCCAUCACUAUCUCGUAACUUUUCAAACAAAUCAGACAAUGCUCGCUUGAGAUUAACCACCGAGUAAAAAAAAAAGCUCGCUCGCUUUUCUUUUCCGUGAGAAACUAAAAACGCAAUGUGAGGGGGUAAUUAUGUAAAUACAAAGAAUCGUUUCAUCAUCUGCCCCUCUUCAAAAUAGUAUCGUACCUCAUCGAGAAGUUAUCUGAACUGAAAGAUAUGAAGUAGGCAAGCCUUAAUCUAAUUUUUUUUUAGGUGGACACACAAAGACGAGAUUUCUAGACCGUAUUUUGUAAACUGGUUGGACCUUGUCUCAAUCGUCGAUUCUUAAAUGGGUAGUUAAGGCAAUUAGCCUCGACCUAGUUACGUUUGCCGGAAUCAUAAUCGCCGUGGUGUU
Spathaspora passalidarum NRRL Y-27907 is the source of this 1167-nucleotide messenger RNA. RefSeq lists its product as uncharacterized. The coding region runs from base 640 to 840 and encodes 66 amino acids. The transcript has a single exon. The record is from RefSeq and is a predicted model, not a curated record. Lineage: Eukaryota; Fungi; Ascomycota; Pichiomycetes; Serinales; Debaryomycetaceae.